Molecule: messenger RNA, 492 nt
Organism: Quercus lobata
Lineage: Eukaryota; Viridiplantae; Streptophyta; Magnoliopsida; Fagales; Fagaceae
Exons: 2
Coding region: 1-492 (163 amino acids)
Molecular function (GO): nucleic acid binding; RNA-DNA hybrid ribonuclease activity
Source: RefSeq, a predicted model, not a curated record
AUGUCUCCAAAUACUGCUACGUUAUUCUCUAUGGUAGCUUGGAGUAUAUGGACUAGACGCAACAAGUUAAGAGAGAGGAAACCUAUUUGGGAUGUUGGGGAAACUGUGAAGAGGGAGAAGGAGCUGUUGCAGGAAUUUAAAGAUUUGCAAGACUUCCCUUCAUGGUAUGCUAUUCCUCGGGUGGAGGUGAGAUGGAAACCUCCUGGCACUGGUUUAUUUAAGAUCAAUUUCGACGGAGCAGUUUUUGAGGACAGAGCGCUUGUUGGUCUAGGGAUUGUCAUCGAGGACGAGUCAGGUCUGAUCAUUGCUGCCCUUAGUCAGAAAAUUCCUUUGCCAAGCUCGGUGGAGAUGGUGGAAGCUCUGGCAGUAAGGAGGGGUAAUAAGUUGGCCCACUCCCUUGCAAAGCGAGCAGUUCUAGCUGCUGAUACUGAUGUGUGGUUAGAAGAACUACCACAAGACUUGAUCGAUGUAUUUCAAUUUGAUUUAGCUUAA